GCAGGACAGCACUGAUCAUUACGCCUCAUCAACCACAUGCACGAGCGAUCAGUGCGCGAUCUCACCUUUAACUACAGUUGACCUAACAAAUCUUGAGGAGAAUGGUGGGAGGAACUGGUUUUUAACAUGCCCAUGGUGACAUGCAGCUCUGACUCUGCUAUGCAUCAGGCCCUGGAGACUCUGAGUGACAGCAUCAGCUCGACCACUGCUAACAAUCUGGACCUGAUCUUCCUCAAAGGCAACAUGGAGAGCCUAGUGGCUCAUGAGCACUUUGAGGAACCCAAGCUUGAGGCUAUGAGGGCAAACAACGUGGAGGUGGUUCAAGACAUUCUCAAAGAGCUCAGUCCACUCCCACACAGAAGCCAGGCAGCUUGAUGAGCUCAACCACAUCCUCAAGGAGCCCCACUUCCAAUCCUUCCUGUAGACACAUGA
Messenger RNA from Thalassophryne amazonica, 432 nucleotides. RefSeq names its product MAGUK p55 subfamily member 2-like. Bases 127 to 375 code for a protein of 82 amino acids. The transcript has a single exon. Lineage: Eukaryota; Metazoa; Chordata; Actinopteri; Batrachoidiformes; Batrachoididae. The record is from RefSeq and is a predicted model, not a curated record.